GGCCCUGGGAAGAGGGUUCCAGGAGGGAGCGGGGCGCGGAGCUGGUGCGAAAUGUGUUCUGUCCCCAGAUCUGGGCUUCGCUUUCCAGACGCUUCCCCGCAGGUCGGGGGCUCGUUGUCCAGAGCCCGGCGAGUGAAGAACCCAGAGUGGUGACAGCCCAGCUCUGCGUAGAUGACAAACUUUCUCUCUUCUGGCAGAGGGUGGGACAUUCCGGCUCAUCCAGGCAUCUUUCCUCUGGGCAUUCCUGUGCCCCCUACACGCAUGCAUUCAAGGGCUUCUCCCGCGGAGGUGGGCCAGCGGGGAGGCAGUGGGCCCCGUAAAUUUGAUUUAUGAAUCACCCUCUUUCUGGCCAGUGCAGAGUUCCAAGGGAGAGGGAGCUAGUCAUAUUUCCAAGUUGGCUGUAGAAGAUGUUUCUUGGGGGUGAUACUCUGGUGAAUGAGGCUGCCUGUCAUCUGAUGCCAACAGCCAGAGCUGCCCAGGCAAUGGGCUUUGUGUAGGGUGCCUUGCAGAUUUGCUUAUGUCCAUUCUGGGGUGUGCGUGUGUGUGUGUGUGUGUGUGUGUGUGUGUGUGUGUGUGUGUGUGUGUCUAAAGAGAGAGAGGGAACUAGAGACUAGGGGACCAACUCAGCCAAAUCGCCUUCUUGCAAGCCCUUCCAGCAGCCCCAGGUAUCUUCGAAAGAGCCAACUCACCUCCUUGGCAGAACCACUAGGAAGGGUGGAGGUCACUUCCUAAUUCUUACAGCUUCAAAGGGGCUACUCCUUAGGUGAGCAAAAAAAUAGGGGAAGUUUCCUGGGCUGCUCAAUGAGACCAUUCCUAUUGGAGCCUGGGGAGGUGCAAACUUUUUGCAGAAAAGGGGCUGGAAGGGCCACAUGGAGAGGGGCUCCUGGCAUUCUCAUCCUCACACUCCAGGCCCCUAGAGGCUCUGCUGAGCCCCGCACACAGCUCGUGAGUUUGGUUAGAUGGUUUUUUUCUAUUAGUAAAAAGCAUGCUCCAAGGAGGUCACCUGGUCUCUGAGGAUCAUUUUGGAGCUGCCCCUGUGGUCAUAGCCCCAUAGAUGGCAUGGUGCUACCUACUUGGGCUUGGCAUCUGCCUCUGAGGAGUAGCAUUACUGUGUUUAAAAAAAAAAAAACAGUUCUUGGGGUGUGACGUGGGAUUCUGAUCUCAGGCCAAGUUAGGAGCUGCACCCCUAGGCUGCCAAAACCCAAGAAUUCCUCCAGGGCAUCAGAAUCUGACGUUGAUGUCCUGGAAAAAGCCCUGGGUCUGGGUCAGGAGGUUGAACUUCAAGCUGGCUCUCAUUUGCUGUGUGACUUUGGGCAAAUCACUAGACCUCUCUGGGCUUCAGUUGCGGCUUCUCAAAAAUGAAGAGAUUUCAUGUAUCAUCAGAGGUCCCAGUUCAGUUCAGACACUCUAUGGCCCUGAGUGAUUGUCACUGAUGAGAUUUUCAUAAUCCCAGGAGGGGAUCUUAAUUUAGAAUUUAAGAAACCUAGGUCUCAGAUCAGAUCUGAGUUUGACCAGUCACUUCCCUCUCCACACUUUGGCUCCUCCACUGUAGGAUGGGGAGCUCACAGUUCCUACUUUAGAGAGCUGUUGAGAGGGCUAACUGAGAUGGUGCCUGGAGGGUGCUGAGUGUAGAGUUUAGCAAAGAGUGAAGCUCCACGGUGCCAAGGCUACCUGCUUUCGAGUCUUGUGUGUGGGCAUCUAUCUGGAUGCUGUUUUCCCCAGGGAGGCUGGCCCUGUCCCACCGAACACCAGGUGAUCCUUGACUGCAUGGCAGGGCCCUUGUUCUCUCCAGUCACCUGACACUGCAGUCCCCGCCCUCUCUCUGCUUUCUCAUAAAAUCUCUGCUGGACCAGCCACUCCUAGUGGGGAGCCCACGGUGGUCUGGGAGCUCUGGGUGCAUCCAGCUGCUGCAUCGCCAGGACAUCAGGAGGUGGAGAUGUUCGCUUGUGUGUUCUCCACUGCCCAAAACCAGGUGGUCAUUCUGCAACAGCUAUAACUUGAGGAAGACAUUUUUUUGUGCUUAAAAUGACCAAAACACAACUCAAGUGGACUUUCUAAAAAGAGAAUAAUUUAUUUUGGCUCACAGACAUCAAAAUUCGCAAGGGAUUGCUUCAGGUGGCAUCCCUGAAUCCUGACUGGAUGGAAGCCCACCAGCUUCUGUUCCCAUGAGGUAGAAAGGCCAAGCUUGGUCUUCAGCUGGGGAAGAGGCCAGAAACAAGGCCCCUGGCGAAAUAACCCGGAUCCAUUGGCCUGAGGAGCAGAGAAAGGGUGAGAAGUGAACUGCAGCUGCUGGUAACCCUCAGAAACCUUCUCUGAUUGCUAUUCUCACAGUUCUUUGGGAAGACUCUGAAGUGAAGAACAAUAUGUAGGAAGAUGGGACCAACUCAUGUGUGUUCUGAGCCUCAAAACCCCUUUCUUGGCCCAAAGAAGCUCACCUUGAAUUUGGGAGGGCUGGUAAGCUCCAUCCUUUCUCAUGACCUCAGCCAAGCAUUGAACUUGCCCUCCCCUUCUGGCCUUGGUGAUCACUUUUUCCGGAAAAGUGAGACUGAGGACUCUCAGGUGUUCCAUCCCUAAGAAAAGCUUGGGAAACCAAGCCCCUUCCGUCCCCUCCCAAGCACCCCAGCCAAGCCCCAGAGAGCCAGUCCGGAAUGAUCCCGCUAUGGCCAAGCUCUGGUUCAAAUUCCAGCGGUACUUCCGCCGGAAACCUGUGCGCUUCUUUACCUUCCUGGCACUCUACCUGACUGCCGGGAGCCUUGUCUUCCUUCACUCUGGCUUUGUGGGCCAGCCCGCUGUCUCGGGGAACCAGGCGAACCCCGCGGCCGCAGGAGGCCCGGCUGAGGGUGCUGAGCUGCCCUUCUUAGGCGACAUGCAUCUGGGCAGAGGUUUCCGGGACACCGGUGAAGCCUCGAGCAUCGCUCGCAGGUACGGACCCUGGUUCAAGGGCAAGGAUGGGAAUGAGAGAGCCAAGCUUGGCGACUACGGUGGAGCCUGGAGCCGAGCCCUCAAGGGGAGGGUUGUCCGGGAGAAGGAGGAAGAGCGAGCCAAGUACAUCGGCUGCUACCUGGAUGACACCCAGAGUCGGGCCCUUCGAGGAGUGUCCUUUUUUGACUACAAAAAGAUGACCAUCUUCCGUUGCCAGGACAACUGUGCUGAACGGGGUUACCUGUAUGCCGGGCUGGAGUUCGGCGCCGAGUGCUACUGCGGCCACAAGAUCCAGGCGACGAACGUGAGCGAGGCAGAGUGCGACAUGGAGUGCAAGGGCGAGCGAGGCAGCGUGUGCGGCGGCGCCAACCGCCUCUCUGUCUACCGGCUGCAGCUGGCCCAGGAGUCGGCCCGCAGGUAUGGAAGUGCAGUGUUCCGGGGCUGCUUCCGCAGGCCUGACAACCUUUCCCUGGCCUUACCCGUGACAGCUGCCAUGCUGAACAUGUCCGUGGACAAGUGCGUGGACUUCUGCACUGAGAAGGAGUACCCGCUGGCAGCUCUUGCAGGCACCGCCUGCCACUGUGGAUUUCCCACCACCCGAUUCCCACUCCAUGACAGAGAGGAUGAGCAGCUCUGUGCCCAGAAGUGCAGCGCGGAGGAGUUUGAGAGCUGUGGAACUCCUAGUUACUUCAUUGUGUACCAGACACAAGUCCAAGACAACCGUUGCAUGGACAGAAGGUUCCUGCCAGGCAAGUCCAAGCAACUCAUUGCUUUGGCCAGCUUUCCAGGUGCCGGCAACACAUGGGCUCGCCACCUCAUUGAGCUGGCCACGGGCUUCUACACUGGCAGCUACUACUUCGAUGGCUCCCUCUACAACAAAGGGUUUAAAGGUGAGCGGGACCACUGGCGCAGCGGACGGACCAUUUGCAUCAAGACGCACGAAAGCGGCCAGAAAGAGAUCGAGGCUUUCGACGCCGCCAUCCUGCUCAUCCGCAACCCCUACAAGGCCCUCAUGGCUGAGUUCAACCGCAAGUACGGCGGCCACAUAGGCUUUGCUGCGCAUGCCCACUGGAAGGGCAAAGAGUGGCCAGAGUUCGUGAGGAACUAUGCCCCAUGGUGGGCCACUCACACACUGGACUGGCUCAAGUUCGGCAAGAAAGUGCUGGUGGUUCACUUUGAGGACCUGAAGCAGGACCUCUUCAUCCAGCUGGGCCGGAUGGUCAACCUGCUGGGCGUGGCUGUCAGGGAGGACCGGUUGCUCUGUGUGGAGAGCCAGAAGGAUGGUAACUUCAAGCGCUCGGGGCUCCGGAAGCUCGAGUAUGACCCGUAUACUGCAGACAUGCAGAAGACCAUCUCUGCCUACAUCAAGAUGGUGGACGCGGCCCUCAAAGGGCGGAACCUCACGGGGGUCCCCGAUGACUACUACCCAAGAUGAUGCGUCCACACAGGGGGAGGGUAGACUGGGAGUCCUGACCAUGUAGGCCCUGAGGACUCAAGACCCCUGGUGACCCCCACUCAUCUGUCCUCUCUUUGGUCUGGGGACAAUCUCCUUGGCUGCUCUUUGCCUUCAAUGAGUUUCCUGCAUGACAGAGGAGGCUCAAGGGAAGAGAUUGUCCAGGCACUACCACUCUGCUCACAUAUUCCCCCCUUGGCAAUGUGGAGCAUCUUGUUUUGGGGGUUCUAGUUACAUGGACUCUUUUCUGUCUCUUGUGUCCCUGCCCCCACCACUCUGAGUUCUGCUUGUGGGAGGGAGGGCUCAUCCAUAUCACGGAGACUUGCUGGAUGCCCUGUGGCAAUUGUCGAGGCUCUUGAUGCAAGAGCCCAGGGGGCUAUUGUAAAAAUGUGGCCCCAGAUGCUUGUCCCUUCUGGGCUGAGCUUGCACAGCCCCCUUCUCAUCUCCACCCAAGAAGCGCUGGCACUGAUGUUUAACUCAGGCCACCUUCUGUUCUAAAGAAAGAUUGCUGGGAAGUUUCUCCGUGGCCUUAGGUUUCUGACAUCCUGGGUAGGGUGGGGAGGCAUUGGUGCUCACGGUAGGUUAACUGGAGACACCAUGUGGGGCCAUUGGUGUCAUGACACCCCCCGCCCAGGCCACACUGCUUCUCAGAAACAAGCUGCUUGCCUUUCCACCUCCAGGGCAUGAACCCUGCCCCUUUCUAUCCAUGCUGUGUCCAGGAGGUGACCUUGAAAUCCUGAUACCACCUUCAAGGAACCUCAGGCACCAACAAUGAGCCCACAAGGAUGGCCACAUGCCACGUGCAGAAUUUGAGUUAAGAGAGAGCCCCAGUGACGCAUCUCUCCACGGUGGGCUCCAGUCGGUCUUACACUGCCCUUCUGACCCCUACAAAUGGGUACUUUGCUAUCCAGGUGAGACAGCAAGAGUGCUCUUAAUCAGAUGGAACCACACCCAAAAUGGACUCCCCACUACCUUCCCAGACCAUCUGUCUCCCCUUGAUCACAGUCCAACAGGGCCAGCUUCCCUUGAGGACCCUUUAAGGAAUGGGGUGAAUGAAAUUGUGUCAUUUCUAUACAAACACUGCUCUCUUGAUGCUGAGAUGCCAAACCAAAGGAUUUCUGAGGACCUGAAUCACAGAGCAUCAAUCUUACAAAGUGUUGGUCCAGAGUCAUCUCUUCCCCAACCCCGGACACUAGUGGCUUCCCACCUGGUCCAAACCUGCACCAUCCAUCAUUGUGUAGAUGAAAAAGCCAUAGGUCGCAGCCUCUUUGCUAUUCUGUUGGAGCAGCCUCCCUAAGCGGUCCCUCUGAAGCCUUGGGGUGCAGGUAAAUGCUCAUUCCCAAGUAGCAAAGAGACCACGGAGAAGAUGCGUGUAAAGAGAUAUAUUUUUGUAAGAGGAAUAUGAUUAAUACAUUCCGCCCAUUGGAACCUGGCCAUGCAAAGGAAGGACACAGGGAUUAGACCUGUGGCACCUUUCCCUGAUUCCCUCAUCUGUAGGACUUGGGCUGCCCCAGGCCCACCCACGGGGCUCUGAAUGUAUUUUGUACCGUGUUUCUUUCCCCCAGGCGAAUUUCUAGUCUUCUUUCAUGAAGCAGUGGAGGGGUUGGCCUCCCUUCCACUGGGAGGUUGACUCUCUCUGCAAGACUCUUGGUCCAAGACCUGGGUCAGUUCUUUGCUGGUGGUCCCCUCUGACCACAAGCUUCUGUCUGAAGAUUCCUCAGGUCAACACCAUCAUUAAAUGCGAGUUUUGUUGAUGAUUCUACCAUGUGGUAGAGUGUUGUGUAAGACAGGUUCACAAAUGGGAUGUUUUCCUGGGGUGUGUGUGUGUGCGUGUGUGUAUGUGAGAGAGAGAGAGAGAUAGAGACAGUGAGAGACAGAGAGGCAUAGAGAGACAGAGAGAGAGAGAGAAGAAACAGAGAUAGAGACAGAAAAUGUUCAGGGUGGCAGGUGGGUUGGUGUAUAACUACUUUUGUGCCUGUGUGACUGGCAUAGCUGCUCAGGAAGAAUUACAUGCCUCUGUGUAUAAAAUUGCCUUUGUGUUCUCCUGCCUCUCUGUGUUUUGAAACUGUAUCCCACAAGUUGCCGUUAUGACCAUCCAUUUAUAAUAGGUCUGUGCAGGUCCUUGUAUAUGGAAUUGCACCCGUGUAAAGGAGAAAAUGGUCAGUGUGCAUGAAA
Messenger RNA from Cercocebus atys (sooty mangabey), 6550 nucleotides. It is a transcript of the gene WSCD2, whose product is annotated as WSC domain containing 2. The transcript is spliced from 10 exons. NCBI's taxonomy places the organism in Eukaryota, Metazoa, Chordata, Mammalia, Primates, Cercopithecidae. The record is from RefSeq and is a predicted model, not a curated record. Bases 2660 to 4357 code for a protein of 565 amino acids.